Molecule: messenger RNA, 2592 nt
Organism: Bubalus bubalis (water buffalo)
Lineage: Eukaryota; Metazoa; Chordata; Mammalia; Artiodactyla; Bovidae
Gene: HOOK2
Product: hook microtubule tethering protein 2
Exons: 23
Coding region: 115-2298 (727 amino acids)
Biological process (GO): cytoplasmic microtubule organization; cytoskeleton-dependent intracellular transport
Cellular component (GO): centrosome; cytoplasm
Molecular function (GO): dynein light intermediate chain binding; microtubule binding
Source: RefSeq, a predicted model, not a curated record
GGCGGCGCUCUAGGCCGAGCGGGAGGUCGGGGCUGCUGGCGCUCGCUGUUGGCUGAUCUGGACGCCGCUGCGGUGGCGGGGCUGCACGGCCGGGGUCGAAUCCGAUCGGGAGCCAUGAGCAUGGACAAGGCAGAACUAUGCGGGUCUCUGCUCACCUGGCUGCAGACGUUCAAUGUCCCGCCCCCCUGUACCAGCCCCCAGGACCUGAGCAGUGGCCUGGCAGUAGCCUUUGUGCUGAACCAGAUCUCAUCCCACCUUCUCACCCCCAGAGACCCUUCCUGGUUCAACGAAGCGUGGCUCCAGGGCAUUUCAGAGGACCCAGGUCCCAACCGGAGGCUGAAGGUCAGCAAUCUGAAGGCAAUCUUACAGAGCCUAGUGGAGUACUCUCAGGAUGUCCUGGGGCAUCCCAUUUUGGAGCAGCACCUUCCAGAUGUGAGCCUCAUUGGCGAGUUCUCAGAUCCAGAAGAGCUUGGCAAGCUGCUUCAGCUGGUUCUGGGUUGUGCCAUCAGUUGCGAGAAAAAGCAGGAACACAUCCAGAGAAUCAUGACACUAGAGGAAUCCGUUCAGCAUGUGGUGAUGGAAGCCAUCCAGGAGCUCAUGACCAAAGACACCUCUGACUCCCUGUCACCAGAAACAUAUGGGAACUUUGAUAGCCAGUCCCGCAGGUACUACUUCCUGAGUGAGGAGGCUGAUGAGGGGGACGAGCUGCGGCAGCGCUGUUUGGAUCUGGAGCGGCAGCUGGUUCUCCUGUCAGAGGAGAAGCAGAGCCUGGCUCAGGAAAAUUCGGUUCUAAGGGAGCGGGUGGGCAGGCCCGAGGAUGAGGGCGCCAGCGGCCUCACUGCCAAGAAGCUGCUGCUCCUGCAGACCCAGUUGGAGCAGCUGCAGGAAGAGAACUUCAGGCUGGAGAGUGGCAGGGAGGACGAGCGCAUGCGCUGUGUGGAGCUGGAGCGGGAGGUUGCCGAGCUGCAGCAGCGGAACCAAGCGCUGACCAGCCUGGCCCAGGAGGCGCAGGCUCUGAAGGAUGAGAUGGAUGAGCUUCGGCAGUCCUCCGAGCGUGCCGGGCAGCUGGAAGCCACGCUGAACAGCUGCAGACGCCGCCUGGGCGAGCUGCGGGAGCUUCGGCGGCAGGUGCGGCAGCUGGAGGAGUGCAACGCCGGCCACGCGGAGCGCACACGACAGCUGGAGGAAGAACUGCGCCGGGCCGGAUCCCUGCGUGCUCAGCUAGAGGCGCAGCGGCGACAGGUUCAGGAACUGCAGGGCCAACGGCAAGAGGAGGCCAUGAAGGCUGAGAAAUGGCUAUUCGAGUGCCGCAAUCUGGAGGAAAAGUAUGAGUCGGUGACAAAGGAGAAGGAGCGGCUGUUGGCAGAGCGGGACUCCCUGAGGGAGGCCAAUGAGGAGCUGCGCUGCGCCCAGAUGCAGCCUCGGGGGCUGGCCCAGGCCGACCCCUCACUGGAUCCCACCUCACCGGCUGUGGGAAACUUAGCAGCUGAGAUCCUUCCUGCAGAGCUCAGGGAAACACUCCUGCGACUUCAAUUGGAGAACAAGCGCCUGUGCCAGCAGGAGGCAGCCGACAGGGAACGGCAGGAGGAGCUGCAGCGCCACCUGGAGGAGGCCAACCGUGCGCGCCACCGCCUGGAGACGCAGCACCGGCUGAACCAGCAGCAGCUGUCGGAGCUGAGGGCCCAGGUGGAGGACCUUCAGAAGGCCCUACAGGAGCAGGGGGGCAAGACUGAGGACUCCAUAUCAAUCCUGCUGAAGAGGAAGUUGGAGGAACAUCUGCAGAAGCUGCAUGAAGCAGAUCUGGAGCUGCAGCGGAAGCGCGAGUACAUCGAGGAACUGGAGCCCCCCGCCGACAGCAGCACAGCCCGGCGAAUCGAGGAGCUUCAGCACAGCCUGCAAAAGAAGGACGAGGACUUACGGGCCGUGGAGGAGCGGUACCGCCGCUAUGUGGACAGGGCGCGCGUGGUCAUACAGACCCUGGAACCCAAGCAGCAACCACCUGGCGGGGCUCCCCUAGAUCUCCACGCCCUGAGGACACAGCUCCGGGAGCGGGACGUCCGAAUUCGGCACCUGGAGAUGGACUUCGACAAGAGUCGAAGUCAGCGGGAGCAGGAAGAAAAGCUGCUCAUCAGUGCCUGGUAUAAUAUGGGCAUGGCUCUACAGCAGCGAGCUGGGGAAGAGCGGGCCCCUGCCCAUGCCCAGUCGUUCUUGGCACAGCAGCGGCUGGCCACCAACGCUCGCCGUGGACCCCUGGGACGCCUAGCAACCCUGAACAUGCGCCCUGCCGACAAGCACUGAUGGAUCGCAGGAUCCUGCCACCUGCCCAGCUUUAUCCACCCUGGAUUCCCCCAACUCACAGGGGGCCCAGAAUUAUGCCUCAGCUGGUUGCUUGAGAGCCUUGAAGUCACAGUCUGUGCACCUUUCUCUCUCAGCUGGGACAAGAGUGUAGGAGGCAGGUGGGAGGCAAGAAUGGGCCUACUCUUUUUAGCAAUGUGAUUCUUAUUCUUGAUUUUCUCCCUGGGGUUAGUGAGCUGCCAGGGGAUAGAGUGAUUUUAUAUUUGAGAAGAAAAAUAAUAAAGACUUUUAAUCUGA